AUGAAUAAUAACAAUAACAGAAAAAACUACAAUAAUAAUUUUUUUAAUGAAAAUGAUAAAAAGGAGUUGUAUAAAAAAAAUUCAAAUGAUUUACCAUCAAGACAUGUAGGAAACAAUAAUGAAAACAUAAAUAAUAAUGCCCAAAAGAUUGGGCAUAAAAGAAAUAAUAAUAUUAGCGGGAACUGGAGUAACUAUAACAACAAUCGAAUGUAUGGAUCUUCAAACGAUUCAAAUAAAGGAAAUAAAAAUAUUCCAAUAAAACGGAAUUUAAUAAAUGGAAAGCCAAAUAAAAGUAUGGAACAUAUAAAAAAUAAUAUUAUUAGAAAUAAAAUUAUAAAAAAUUAUAAUUUCUCUAGUAACACUUCCUCUAAUAAUGUAUAUAAUAACAGUGUCCAUAAAAGUGAAUUCAGAAAAAUCUCAGAGAAUAAUCAACCUCCCCUGAUUCAACAACGUCCAAAAAAUUCACACUUUGAUGAUAAUAAAAAAAUAACACAAGAAAAUAAAAGCGUCUAUAAUGUGCACAACCUAACUAAUAGUAACUUUAAAAAUGUUGGGAAUGACAUGCUGAGUGCAAAUAAUAAUAUUUAUAAUAAUCCUGAUUUUUUUAAAAAAAAUGAAAAUUCAAAAAAGGGGUUAAUAAAUAAUAAUUCAAAUGUGCCAUUAAUGGAAAGGAAGGAUAAAAAUAAAAAAGUAUAUGAUUAUUCACAAAGUUCAUAUUUUAAAGGGUACAACAACAUAAAUAAAGAAAAAAAAAACAAUACGUAUUUUCAAAAUAGUGAAUCUGAUACUGGUCUUUCACAAUAUUCAAGUGGUAGCCUUUACAAUAAAAAUAAUGAACCGCUAUAUGGAAAUAAUGUAACAAAAAAGUUAUAUAAUAAUAAAAUAGUUUCAAAUCAUAUCAAAUUUGAUAAUCCCCAAAAUGAAAAUUAUAACUUUGGUACUGAAACGGAAUCACGAGGUUUAUACUCUAAUAAAAAAGAUAAUGAUACAUAUAAAAAUGUGUCAGAGAAUAUGAAUAAUUAUGGUGUACAAGCAAAUAAUUAUUUACCUGGUAAACCUUCCGAAAGCCAUAACAAAAACAUUAGCAAUAUUGAUAAAUCAGAUGGCAGUUUGGAAAAAAAAAUAUAUCAAACUAUAAGUAAUAAUAAAGAAGCUCUUAAUAUUUUAUCAAAAUAUUUUAAGAACAUAAAUGGAAAUAUGGAUCCAGCAACUUUAAAUAAUAUAAUAUUAGAGUGUAAAAAUAAUAAAGUUUUAGCUAACAUUUUAAAUGGAAUCAAAGAAGAAAUGAGCAAUAAUAGUUUAGACAAGUUGAAAAAUGUAUCACAUGAUAAACGACUUUUUAAAAGCUCAGACCUUGAUGACAUUAAAAAUAAGUGGAAUAUGUGCAUAAUAAAAUAUAAAGAUAAAAAUGUUUACAACAUAUUUAAUAAUGUUGAAAAUAGUUUAAAUGCAAAUACAAAAAAUGUAGAAAUAUUUAAAUCACCAUUAUUUUGUAAUAAUAAUUAUUAUUUAUCAAAAAAUAUAUUUUAUAAUAAUUAUAAAAUUGUACUAAUACAUAAUGUGAAAUAUUUAUUAUUAGAAAACAUUUUUAAUUUUAAAACUGGAUCUGAAAAAAAAAGCAAUUCCAAUGUAUCUGUGGAAAAUUCUGAUAAUAAUAAGACCAAUGUCAGUGAUCCUACUUCACCCCUUUCAACUAUUUCAUAUGCUGAUUCGAGCUUUGAUAACUUUUGUCUUUUUUUUAAUAAUUUUUAUCAAACAUCUGAAUGGUACAGAAAUAAAUUAUUUUUUUUUCUUGUAUAUAAAAUAAUAAUAAUGGAUGAAGAGGAAGAAGAAUAUCACAGUUACUAUAGUAUUUUUUUUAAAAUCCUAGACAAAAAUACGUUUGUUUUUUUUUUAUCAGUCUUGAUUAAUAUAAUCAAAAAUUAUUCUCUAAAACUAAAAUACAUGAUUAAUGUUAUAGAAAGAUUGUUACCAGUUUUAGCUAAAAAAAAAGAACAAAAAAAAAAAAACAUAAAAAACAGCCAAAAUAAGCAUAAUUCAGUACCAAAUAGCUAUACAGGAUCGAGCACAAAAAAGUACAUCCUUUUUAAUAUACUUUAUUUUAAAUUACUUCGCUUGUUAUUUUAUAAAAUUGAGAAUUAUUAUAUUCAAAAAAAACAUUUAUUAUUAUUAUUUUUGAGAUAUAUAAAAAAUUUCUUAUUAAAUAUAUGUAACUCAACUAUAAUUAUACAAUACUUAUUUAUUAAGUGUAUCGAUUUAAUGAAUAAAUAUAAUAACCAACAAUAUAUUUUAAUUAAAACAAUAUCUAUGGAAAUAUUAUUACAAUUAUGGAAUAAUGAAUUUUUAAAACUACCUAUUUUGAAAAUGGGGAAAUCAAUAAUCAGAUUUAUUAUUUUUAUAAGUAAUGUAGAAUAUGUAAAUAAAAAUAUAUUCCCUUUUAUUAUAUCCUCUAUCGAAACACCUAAUCAAACUGAUGCCCAUAACUAUAUUUCAUCAUCAAUCCAAAACAAUAAAUAUUAUAAACAAAAAAAAAAAAGAUUAAAGCAUUUUUUAUAUUACUUCAAACAUCACAAUGUUUUAUCAUUAUAUCAUGAUGAAGAACAAGUCAAUAAAACGACUAUAUCGUUUGAAGAAAAUGUAGAAGAUACAAAAGUGGAUUCUCCGAUAAAUCUUGAACAAAAUACAAUUUAUGGGAAUACACUUUUUGAUUUAAUACUUCAAAUAAAAGGCAGUUUUAAUUAUUUCAAUAUUUUAAUAUCAAAGAAAGAAAAAAUGUGUCUUGAUUUUUUACUUAACAUGGAUAAUUUAAACAACAAUUUUCAUUUCAACUUAUUUUAUGACUCAUUUGUACAUACCAAUUUAGCAAAUCUGGUGAAUGAAAAUAAGUUGGUUUACUACUUUGAAUGGCUUCUAAGUAGCGAUAAAGUUGAAAAAUGCAAACAAAAUGAAGAAGACAAGGAAAAUUAUUCUAGUAUGGGAAUAGAAAUAAAAGGAAUUGCCUCAUUGAAUGAGGAGCUAAAGGAAGAAAGUAAUUACACUUCUUUACAAAAUAAAAGACGAAAUAAUUUUAUAGAAAAUGAAAACAGUUUUGCAAAAAAAGUAAAACACAAUGAUAUUGUAAGUGAUAAUAAUGACUCCUGUACAAUGAAUGAUGAAAAUUUAUUAAAUAAUUAUGAAGGUAUAGAAAACAAAAAUUGUAAUAACCAAACAAAUGAAAAAGUAAUAUAUUGUUUGUAUGAAUUAUUUAAAAAAAAUGAUGGGAUAUUAUCAAAAAUAUAUUGUUCCCAUAUAAAGUUAAGUUUUUUUUUUAAUAUUUUUUUUUACAAAAGUAAUGAAAUGAGUAGAAUAUUAUCAAGCUCUUUAUCUACUUAUAGUAGAAAAUAUAAAAAUUUUAAAAGAGAUAAUCAAAAGGUUAUAAAAUUUAUGAACAUUAAUAAUAUUACACAUUUUUUAAUAAUUAAAUUUAUGUUAAAAUAUGUAAAUAAAAUAAAAUGUAAUGAUGACAGUGCAAAUAUAAAUGACAUAAAAAAUAAAGAAAUGGCUUCAAGUUUAGACAAAGAUAUAUUUGCUUGUUAUAAAAUUUUAGAACAUUCUUUGAAAACAGAUAUAAACAAUACAAAUAGUUUUUUAAAUUAUAUAAAUAAGAUUAUAUUACAUUUAUAUGAAAAAAAAAGAGAAAACAUUGUUUUAAGUUUAAUUAUAUCUUUUAGUAUUUACAAUUUCAUAUCAUAUAUUGAAAGAAGUGAUAAUAAAAAAGCAAUUAUAGAAAAUAUGGAAGAACUUAAAUUUAUUGAUAUAGUUAAUGGAAUUUAUCAACAUUGUCUUAUUGGACAACUCUUAAAAGGAAAUAACUAUUUUAUAGAUAAUGAAACAAACACUAUAAAUAUAGAUGACAUAUAUAAUUAUGAAUUAACAAAUCAUAUGAAAAUGAUUCCAAAAAAUAUUAAUAAAGAAAUAUUUGAUCUUGUUAAUUAUAAAAAAUAUAUAUUUCAAAAAGGAAAUUAUAAAAAAAUUGAAGCUAUAAAAAUUUCUAAAAAAAAUAUGGUAAAUAAUUUAUAUACAUCUGAAAUAUUAAAUUAUAUUUAUUAUAAUGUCUUAUAUAUUAUUAUUCAUUUAAUUAUGAAUAUACGAUUUUAUUAUACUAUAUUUUUUAAUACUUACAAAAAAAAUAUUUAUAAUUUGUCAACCAAAAUUUGUUUUAUCUUUAAAUCUGAGGACCAAGGAAAAUACACCAUCACGACUUCAGACAAUGAUACUCAAAAUUUAGGAGACAAUCCAUAUUUAGACAAUUUCUUUUCACAAGCAAAUCAAAAAAAUAUUCCCAACCCUGAUAAUAAAUAUAUUUUGUUAAAAUUCCAAAGAGAAAAUUAUCAUAAUUAUGUAGAAAAAAAAAAUAAAAUAAUAAAAUAUUACAAAAGUGUUAAAAAAAAUAUAAUUAAAAAUUUAAAACAAUAUAUAUUCGUAAACAAUUCUCAUAACUAUAUCAAAGCUUAUAUGCGAGAUUCUUUGUAUUUUGAUAUUUUAUUUGAAUUUUACAAGUCUCCAAUUUUUAUGCAAACAAUAUCUCUAUGUCUUUGCUCUAAUAAUGGCAAUUUUAAUAAGCUCGAUUUUAAUUUAAACAUUCUAACCCAAAUAAAUGACAUAUUUUUCUUUGUUAAGCAAGUUAAUAAAAUUGUUUAUUUGGUUGUACAUAAAGGAAUAUCUAUUCAUAAAGAAAUUUCAUGCAUCCUAAAUAAUUGCAUUCUUAGUGAUAAAGAUUGUAAUAAAUUUUGUGUUGAAUUUGUUUUUUAUGAAAUAGUUACUACUUCCUACAGUCUCAACGAGCACACAAAAUGUGGUACUGUAAAUGAUAAACCAAACUGCAUUAAUAAUGAAACAAAUGAAAAGGCUAUGUGUUUUCAGAAUAUUUACACAAGUGAUGACAACGAAGAUGAUGACAAUCGGAAUGGGGUUGAAGUAAAAACAAAUAAUUCAAAUGGUUGUACUUCUCCAGAAUUUGGAAAAGACAACAAUUGGCUAUUCCGUUUUAGCUACAAAAAGGAUAAGAAAGAAAGAGCUGUCCAUUUUAACGAGCUUUUAGAUUAUAUUGUUUACUCAAUUAAUAAUAGUUACAAAAAAGAACGGAUAUUAUUUUGGUGUGAAUUUUUUUAUAGUCUUAAAAACUUUGGGAUAAUUAAUUUUCAAAUAUUUUUUUAUUUAUGCUCAAUGUUAAAGAUGGCUAGAAAUAUGGAGAACAAAUUUAAAAAUAAACAAGUUGGAAUAAUGAAAAAAAAAAUAAAAAUUGUAGAAAAAAUAUAUAUAUUAUAUUUAUUUAAAAUUGGAUUUAUUUUAAAUAUGAGCAUAUAUGAAACAUUUGAUUUUUUAUUUUCCAUAAUUACAAUCAUAUUUAAUUAUAAUUUUUUUAAUUUUUAUAUGGUUAAAAAGGUUUAUAAGAUUGAUAAGGAUAAAGAAAGUGUAGCAAAAUUAUUUGCAUCCUAUAUAGAGAAAGAAAUGGAAAAUAUUAUUUAUAAUUAUGAUCAAGCAAUAUUUAUUGAUGCAAUCAAAUAUAUAAAUGACUCUAUAUUUUUACGAAAAAUUAUAAAAAAUUUGGUACUUAAAAGUUAUUCAUAUAUUAAUAUAAUUAUGCAUAUUUUACCCCUCAAAAAUAUUAUUAUAGAUAUGAAUAAUAUAACAUAUUUACAAAUACAAAAUGACAAAAAUAAUAAAAUAGAAACACUUUUAGAACAAUAUAAAUAUCACAAAUUUAAAAAAAUAACAACACAAACAAAAAUAGAUACUUUAGAUGAAGAAUGCGAUAAAGAUUAUAAUGAAACUUAUGAAGAAUCGAUGGGCUCAGAAAAAUUUAGUUCAUCUUCUAACGAUGAGUUUGAAAAGUUGGAUAAUUCUUUGGAAUAUUUUUCAAGCCAUCUUAAUAAUAAUAACACAAAUACUAAAAAGUUGAAUAGUCUUGAAAAUGAUCAAAUAAAUAAUAUUAAGAAAAUGUGGAUUUUCAAAAUUUUUCAAAAUUUUUAUUUCAAAUCAUUUACUUUUUAUAAAAGUAAAACAAAAGAUGAUAUUUUUUAUGAAAAUAAAAAAAAAUUGAUAUAUUUCUUUUUUCCAAAAUGUGCUAAAAAGGGUAAAGGUAUAUUAAACAGCUGCAACCCAAUUUUGGAUACCAAAAUUUACGAGAUAAGAAAAAGGCUAGCUAAAGAUAAUAAAUUUCGAUCUAUGUCUAGGCAAGCCAUUUUACUAAAAUGGAUAUGCUUACGACUAUUCAUUUUGCAUAAAUAUAAAUAUAAAACAAUGAAUAAUAUCCAAAUAUUUAAUUAUAUAUAUAUAAAACUAAAUUUAAUAUAUGAAGAAGAAGAGUUAAUUUGCUUUAACAGUCCAUCCGAUGCUAAUAUUAUUUCUUUAGGCAAUCCAAGUCUUAGAUAUAUUUUUCACAUUUUUUUAUCUCAUAUUAAUAAUAAUUUGAUUUAUUUAAUUAAUAAAUGCAUUAAAAUUUUCAAGAAUGAGGGUGGAACAUAUAUUGACAGAAAUAUAAAUGAGCAAAAUGAGAUAAAUAAAAAAAAACAAAAAAUGAAAAAAAAAAAAGAAAGUACAGCAAUCGAUUGUAUAAACUUUUAUUCUACUAAUUUUUUAUUGGCAUUUUAUCCAUACUUAAUAAAAUCAAUAAUUUCUUAUGAUAUAUUUUUUAAUUUAUUUAAAAUAUAUUUCAGUCUUUACUUAAUAAAUAAGCAUAAUAAUCGGUUAUCUAUACAAUCCCCGAUUUAUAUAAUUCUUUUAAUUUUUUCACAUCAAGUAAAAAUAAGUAAAUAUGUCUUAUUUUCAUAUAUUACUACUCUUGUAAACUUUAUGCAUUCAACUCCUUUAUCAGACAUUUUUUGUCUCGACUCUUUAACCCACCACAUUGUUAUGGACAAUAUCAGAGACAGCAUAGAAUAUUUUAUGAAAAUGGUCACCCAAGAAAAUGCCACAUUCGAUGAUGUAACAAUUAGCUAUGACGCUAAUAGCAUAUCAUUAUUUUAUCAUAUGAUACUUAGUAAUUUUUGA
Molecule: messenger RNA, 7032 nt
Organism: Plasmodium vinckei vinckei
Lineage: Eukaryota; Apicomplexa; Aconoidasida; Haemosporida; Plasmodiidae
Product: conserved Plasmodium protein, unknown function
Exons: 2
Coding region: 1-7032 (2343 amino acids)
Source: RefSeq, a predicted model, not a curated record